GUUCCCGCAAGCACGAGAAGUUCCAGCAACUUCGCCACAUCCGGUCCUCCGGGUCCUCCAAUAGAAUAGAAAGCGGAAAUAACGCAAAACAGAAGCGUGGUCUCCUUCCGGUUCCGGCGUCGCUAGCUAUCCUGUGGCAACAUGAAAUUGCUCACCCACAACCUCUUGAGCUCGCAUGUGCGGGGCGUGGGCACGCGUGGCUUCCCGCUGCGCCUGCAGGCCACAGAGGUCCGCAUCAACCCCGUGGAAUUCAAUCCCGACUUCGUGGCGCGGAUGAUCCCCAAAGUGGAGUGGGCGGCGCUGGCAGAGGCCGUGGACUGCUUAAACCUGGCCGCCAUCCCCAAAGAACCGAUUGAGGGCUUUGAGCACGAUGAGACGUUUUUGAGGAAGAUGCAUCACGUUUUGCUGGAGGUGGAUGUGCUGGAGGGCACCCUGCAAUGCCCAGAGUCUGGCCGUCUUUUCCCCAUCAGCCGUGGGAUCCCCAACAUGCUGCUGAGUGACGACGAGACCGAGACGUAAACCGUGCUGGCCGCCACUUUGGUGUUUUGUUGCCCGUGUGCAUAGCCCGUUAACUAGUUCUACCGUGUGUGACCCCCCCCAACCUCCAUCCAAUGGACACACCGAGUACAGUGUUCUUGAGCUCCAUAGUAUAUUUUUUUUUUCUCAUUAAAGGUUCAAAACCAAAA
Molecule: messenger RNA, 686 nt
Organism: Nannospalax galili (Upper Galilee mountains blind mole rat)
Lineage: Eukaryota; Metazoa; Chordata; Mammalia; Rodentia; Spalacidae
Gene: Trmt112
Product: tRNA methyltransferase subunit 11-2
Exons: 4
Coding region: 142-519 (125 amino acids)
Biological process (GO): tRNA methylation; peptidyl-glutamine methylation; rRNA (guanine-N7)-methylation
Molecular function (GO): protein heterodimerization activity
Source: RefSeq, a predicted model, not a curated record